AUGCGGCUAGCUGGUUGGCUGGGGGGAGAGAGAAAGGGGUGGAGGGGGGGUUGGCUUACAGCAACGGCGGCAGAUAACGAGGGACAGCCAGCAACUCUAAAGCCCGGUUCGAAGAGACUCAAGACCCGGGGAUGGUGGGACGAGAGGGCUGAAGAUGGUAAAAGAGACUGGCGCGAAGGCGUGGGCGGUGAUUCUGUCUGCACGGCUACGCGAGACGACCGACAGGGUGUACAGCAGGUACUGUACUUGGUCAGGGCGAUCAGUGGAAGGGGGCGGAACAUUGAGGUCUCAAUGCCAUCACUCACUGCGCUCGCCGUAAUUCAGCAGCCUGGCCUGCUACAGUACAGAGGCCCGCCGUUCCGCGCUCCCGGAGCUCCCUGCAGCCCAACAAUGGAGCCCUAA
Molecule: messenger RNA, 402 nt
Organism: Trichoderma virens Gv29-8
Lineage: Eukaryota; Fungi; Ascomycota; Sordariomycetes; Hypocreales; Hypocreaceae
Exons: 3
Coding region: 1-402 (133 amino acids)
Source: RefSeq, a predicted model, not a curated record